AUGAAAAAGCCCAUUGAGGAACUCAUGGCAAGUUUGACUUACCUUUUUAGUUCGAUAAUAACAACACUUUCCAACAAGUACAUACUGUCAAAUCUCGGAUUUAAGAUGCAGUAUCUUUUAGUGGCUGCACAGUCCUUCACUAUAGUUAUGGGACUUCUUGUCCUGAGAGGUAUGAGGUUGAUUGAAUUUAAAUUGACAAAUUUCAGGAAGUGGAUGAUUCCUUCUCUUUUAUUGACAGUGAUGAUAUUUUCCGGAUCGAAGUCCCUCUAUUAUCUCCCAAUAUCCCUAUAUACUCUGUUUAAAAAUAGUAGUAUAGUUGUAGUUGCACUGCUUGAACAGUACCUAUUUGAAAAAAGAAUAGGUGCCCUGUCUUACCUAUCGUUCAUAUUGAUGAUUAUUAGUUCUUACACUGGUAACUCUUCUGAUGUCAUUCUCAGUAUUGGAUAUGCUUGGAUAUUAAUCAACAUCCUAUCCACAACGGCCUAUGUAUUAUCGCUGAAGGUAGUAGUUGACAUGAACAGCAAGGCAAAAACUGAAUCUGUGUACUAUUCAAAUCUUAUUUCAUUACCCAUUCUUACUUUUCUAUCAAUAUUCUUUGAUGAAAAAGAUGCAAGUGUCUUUGGUUUUAAGGUGUUCAUAUGGAUCUUAAUCUCGUCGCUCUGUGCAUUCUUUACAUCUUUCAGCACAGCUUGGACACUGAAUGUUCUUUCUUCUACUGCUUUGAGCAUGAUUGGUGCACUGAACAAGAGUUUAGGAUCUUUUGCAGGAAUAUUUGUACUAGGGGAAAUCAUCAAUGCCCAGAAGAUCCUUUCUUUGCUUUUAGGAUCUCUGGCAUCUGCCAUAUAUUCAUAUGACAUCUCUUUUAGAAAGAGAAGCUAG
Encephalitozoon romaleae SJ-2008 is the source of this 879-nucleotide messenger RNA. Its product is annotated as nucleotide-sugar transporter. The coding region runs from base 1 to 879 and encodes 292 amino acids. Gene Ontology annotation, molecular function: GDP-mannose transmembrane transporter activity; antiporter activity. Gene Ontology annotation, cellular component: Golgi apparatus. The transcript has a single exon. The record is from RefSeq and is a predicted model, not a curated record. Lineage: Eukaryota; Fungi; Microsporidia; Unikaryonidae.